This is a messenger RNA of Gekko japonicus, 2049 nucleotides long. It is a transcript of the gene KPNA2, whose product is annotated as karyopherin alpha 2 (RAG cohort 1, importin alpha 1). Gene Ontology annotation, cellular component: cytoplasm; nucleus. The record is from RefSeq and is a predicted model, not a curated record. The coding region runs from base 20 to 1609 and encodes 529 amino acids. NCBI's taxonomy places the organism in Eukaryota, Metazoa, Chordata, Lepidosauria, Squamata, Gekkonidae. Gene Ontology annotation, molecular function: nuclear import signal receptor activity; protein binding. The transcript has 10 exons. Gene Ontology annotation, biological process: NLS-bearing protein import into nucleus.
UUCUGUAAUCAACACGACAAUGUCUACCAACGAGAAUGUGAGUGGAACAGCUGCAGCCCGUUUGAACAGAUUCAAGAAUAAAGGAAAGGAUUCCACUGAAAUGAGGCGGCGGAGGAUGGAAGUCAAUGUGGAGCUGAGGAAAGCCAAAAAAGACGACCAGCUGCUUAAAAGGAGGAAUGUUGGUACUUUCCCUGAUGAGGCCACUUCACCUCUGCAGGAAAACCGAAGCAAUCAGGUUACUGCCCACUGGUCCGUUGAAGAAAUUGUUAAAGGCAUUUAUAGCAAUAAUACAGAACUUCAGCUGCAGGCUACGCAGGCUGCCAGGAAACUUCUGUCCAGAGAGAAGCAGCCCCCUAUUGACCAGAUAAUCCAAGCUGGCUUGAUUCCGAAGCUUGUGUCCUUUUUGGGAAGAGCGGAUUGGAGCCCUAUUCAGUUUGAAUCUGCGUGGGCCUUGACCAACAUUGCUUCUGGCACAUCUGAUCAGACAAAAGCUGUAGUAGAUGGUGGAGCAGUACCUGCCUUCAUUUCACUGUUAGCUUCUCCCCAUACUCAUAUUAGUGAACAAGCCGUGUGGGCUUUGGGAAACAUUGCAGGUGAUGGUUCUGCCUACCGAGACUUGGUUAUUAAAUACGGUGCACUGGAUCCACUGUUGGCUCUGCUUGCUGUUCCUGAUCUCUCUUCUAUAGCUCUUGGUUACUUGCGCAAUGUAACCUGGACCCUAUCAAACCUCUGUCGUAACAAGAACCCCGCACCACCACUUGAUGCUGUUGAGCAGAUCCUUCCUACGUUGGUUCGCCUACUUCAUCAUCAUGACUUAGAAGUUCUGGCUGAUACAUGCUGGGCUGUUUCUUACUUGACUGAUGGUUCAAACGACAGGAUUGAAAUGGUGGUAAAAACAGGACUGGUUCCACAGCUGGUGAAACUCCUGGGACGUGGAGAUAUUCCAAUAAUGACACCCUCCUUAAGAGCAAUAGGGAACAUUGUAACUGGUACUGAUGAACAAACUCAAACUGUAAUAGAUUCUGGUGCACUUGCUGCAUUCCCUGGCCUGCUUACUCAUCACAAAAACAACAUCCAGAAAGAAGCAGCAUGGACCGUGUCUAACAUCACAGCUGGCCGGCAGAACCAAAUCCAGAUGGUUGUGGACCAUGGGCUUGUCCCAUAUCUCAUUAGUAUAUUGAAAAAGGGGGACUUCAAAUCACAGAAAGAAGCUGUGUGGGCUGUGACCAACUACACAAGUGGUGGAACAAUCGGUCAGAUCAUAUACCUUGUUCAGGCUGGUGUGCUAGAACCAUUGUUAAAUCUUCUGGUGGCUAAAGACGGCAAAACUGUAUUGGUUAUUCUCGAUGCCAUCACUAACAUCUUUGCGGCAGCUGAGAAAAUCAAUGAAGUUGAAAAGCUUUGCAUCAUGGUUGAGGAAUGUGGUGGCCUGGAUAAAAUUGAAGUUCUACAGUCUCAUGAAAAUGAAGACGUGUACAAAGCUGCUGCAAAUCUGAUUGAGAAGUAUUUCUCAUCAGAGGAAGAAGAGGAUGGGAAUAUUGUUCCAGAAUCUAGUUCUGAUGCCUAUACUUUCCAGAUUCAAGAUGGUGCUAAUGCUUUCAAUUUCUAAAUGGUCUGUGACACAACAGCCAGCCCUCCACUCUCUUACUACUUCCACUGAUCUUCUGUACUGCCUUUUUAACUGUGAAGUAGCACUUUGUCACAACUGAAACUACUUGAAAAGUUCACUGUAGGGAUGCAUCCCCUGUGAGCUCACUGUCUUCUUUUUUGAACUGUUUGUCCUUUAUAUAAAUGUGUAUUCUCUACCUCUUUCUGAAUUUCCUGCCAAUGAAGGAUUUUCUUAUGUUCUUCAUGUUGCAUUUGGGAGACUGGAACAGCAUGCAGGCCUUGAUCUCCUGAUGGCUGCCUACUCAACCCUUGCAGAACUGAAGCAGCCCUAGCAAUGUCUUGGCAAAAUGAUCCACACAAUGAAAUUCUCACUGAGAGCUUAGUCUGCUUUGGAGAGAACCCUUCAGCUUCUUUUGUAAAAAUACUUAAUAAAGUUGAAUU